AUGAGCAGCGGCGCUGACAUUCUCGAUGGCUUCUUUAGCCCAUCGGCGAUGCCCUUCACCCCAGGUGGGAACGGGGGGCAGUGGGCUGGCGAGCAACGGCCGCCGCAGCAGCAGCAGCAGCAACAGCAAGUCCAGCCACACACACCCAACAGCGCUUCACCUGACGCCACAACUGUGACCACCAGCGGUAGCAGCAGUAGCCAAAGUGGCGACAAGAGCAGCGGCGCCGCCCUUCCCAGCAGCGGCCACGCCGAAUACAGCACAUCCACCCCUGCUGGCCUUCACACGAACCGCAACAAUGACAAUUCGAGUAACGUCUACCCACGAGGCGAUGGGAUGGCGCGCAUACACGCACUCUCCUCUGCAGCCGCCUCCUCCUCCAACCAGGCGUACGCUGGGAUGCCGGCAACGUACGCUACUGUGAUGCCGCAGCACUUGGCACAUCAACAAAUGCAGCUGGCUGGUGGCAUCUCCAUGCCCCUCAAUGCAGCAGCACCACAACCGCUACAGUCCAAGCCAGAAGAAGCAAGGAUGCCGGACGGGGCGCUGCAGGCGGUUCGAGGCAGUGACGUGAUGCUGGAGCGGCUGCUGGCGUGUCUGAGUGAGUGCAAGGGCAUGGCGUCACUUCAGCUUCAGGUGGCGGAGACCACGACGCCGUCCCCUGCUGCUGCCGCUGUUCUGAGUCAAUUGGUAGCACAUUUGGAGGAGGACAGAAUGAGGCUGCUGCAACUCCGUGGCGUAUUUGCCCCCAGUGCUGUGAUGAGCAAUGGAGUCACAGCGUACCACAACAUGGCCGUAGAUGCGUCAAAGGACCGUCUUGCCGCCACCCAACCACACCUGUCAAACACUCAGCAACAUCAACAGCAGCAUCAGUACCCAACAGACGCAAACGGAACGCCAUUAUUCGGUGCCCCUGCGUCCGCUGCGGCGGCGGCGGCGACGGCGGCAGCAGCAUCGUUUUACGACCGCCCCAUAUGGUGUUUUCCGGAGACACGGAAUGCCCUCAACAAAAAUAGCGGCAUGGACUUCGUGGAGGAGGGCAGUUCCGCAGGGGCGGCGAUGAAGCAGCAUCCGAAGCAACAGCAACCUCCUCAUCCACACAGUUACAAUCACCUCGAUGUGGGCAUGGCGCCCUCAGGCCAAAUGAUGCCGUACAUGGGGGGCGGCGGUGUUGCAGCAGCGGCGUAUCAGGCGUCAAACGCGCCUCUGCUUGGCGCGGGCGAAGAUCCCUCUGCUAUGUACGCGGCACCNGCCGAGGUGGCGCCUAGUCUCCUGGACACCAGCAUGGGCAACCGGAGCCGCGGCCCGCCACGGCGUGUGGUGGAGCAGCCGCAGCCUGCUGCGGAGGGUGAGGAUGCGCAGAAGUUCCUCGCCUUUGUGGAGUUCAAGCGGCACCGUGUGCGCAAGUACGAGUGCGCCCUAGACAUCACGCCGGGCCAGUACGUCAUGGUGGACGGUGACCGUGGUAGAGACUGCGGCCUCCUUGUGCAGACAAUGAAGACGCUGCCGGACGGCACCUCUGCGCUCUUCUGCAUGGACGGCAGCCACGUCAACGCGGACAAGAUCAAGCUGGAGAAGGGGCGCGUGCUGGGGGUCGCCACGACCGAGGAAAUUGACUACCUGCACAACACCAUGCAGCGGGCGGAGCGGGUGGCUCUCGAGACAUGCAAGAAGGUGUGUAACGACAUGGGCAUCGACAUUAACCUGCAGGACUGUGAGUACCAGUUUGAUAUGGAGAAGGUGAGCUUCUACUUCAACAGCGAGCACAGUAUCGAUUUCCGUCCACUUGUCCGGGAGCUGUACCGCAUGUUCCGCGUGCGCAUUUGGAUGGAGAACACGAACCCGCACGUAAAGAACGCCAUGCCAGUAACUGAUGCGGCAGGUAGCAGCAGCAAUAAUAAUAACAACAACAACAACGCUGACGAUGCGGCAGCUUCAGGUGAGGGUGGCGCUAACGGUGAUAGCAAGAAGAACAACAGCCAGAACCACAGCAACUACAACAACAACAACAACAACAGCAAGCACGGUGGCCCCCGCCGUCGUGGGCCGCGGUGGGCGCAGAAAAACACGCAACUGAAGGAUGACCGAAACUGA
Messenger RNA from Trypanosoma grayi, 2094 nucleotides. RefSeq names its product cell cycle sequence binding phosphoprotein (RBP33). Lineage: Eukaryota; Euglenozoa; Kinetoplastea; Trypanosomatida; Trypanosomatidae. Bases 1 to 2094 code for a protein of 697 amino acids. Gene Ontology annotation, cellular component: cytoplasm. The transcript has a single exon. The record is from RefSeq and is a predicted model, not a curated record.